ACCUCCCGCGCGGCGCGCCCCGGGGUGGACCCGCGCUCCCGCCCGCCGCGCAGCCCCUCGUCCGCGUCCUCGAGGCCGCGCACCCGCGUGGACAUGGCCUCGGCCGCCGUGACGGCCGCGAGACGGGGCCUGGGCCGGGCGCCCGCGCUGCUGCUGCGGCGCGGCUACCAGACGGAGAGGGGCGUCUACGGCUACCGGCCCAGGAGGCCCGAGAGCCGCGAGCCCCCCCGGAGCGGCCUGGCGCGCCCCCCAGUUGACCACGGCCUCGCCAGGCUGGUGACAGUCUACUGUGAGCAUGGUCACAAAGCGGCCAAAAUCAACCCCCUGUUCGCUGGACAAGCCCUGCAGGAGACAGUGCCUGAAAUCCACAGCCUGGUGCAAACUCUUCAGGGGCCCUUCCACACGGCAGGAUUAUUGAACAUGGGGAAGGACGAGGCCUCUCUCGAAGAAGUCUUGGCCUAUCUCAACCAGAUCUACUGCGGGCAGAUUUCUAUUGAGACUUCCCAGCUCCAGACCCAGGAGGAGAAGGACUGGUUUGCCAAGCGCUUUGAGGAGCUGAAGAAGGAGGCGUUCACCACAGAAGAACGCAAACACCUGUCCCGACUCAUGCUGGAGUCCCAGGAGUUCGACCACUUCCUGGCCACCAAGUUUGCCACCGUGAAGCGCUAUGGCGGCGAGGGGGCGGAGAGCAUGAUGGGCUUCUUCCACGAGCUGCUGCGGAUGUCGGCCUACAGCGGGGUCACCGACGUCAUCAUCGGGAUGCCCCACAGAGGGAGGCUCAACCUGCUGACGGGCCUGCUGCAGUUCCCGCCCGAGCUGAUGUUCCGUAAAAUGCGUGGGCUGAGUGAAUUUCCGGAGGACGUUUCGGCCACGGGGGACGUGCUGUCCCACCUGACCUCCUCGGUGGACCUGGACUUCGGGGCGCACCACCCGCUGCACGUGACCAUGCUGCCGAACCCCUCGCACCUGGAGGCCGUGAACCCGGUGGCCGUGGGGAAGACGCGAGGCCGCCAGCAGUCCCGCGGUGACGGGGACUACUCUCCCGACAGCUCCGCGCAGCCGGGGGACAGAGUCAUCUGCCUGCAGGUUCAUGGCGAUGCGUCUUUCUGUGGUCAAGGGAUUGUUCCCGAGACAUUCACGCUCUCCAACCUGCCGCAUUUCCGCAUCGGCGGCAGUGUGCAUCUGAUCGUCAAUAACCAGCUGGGCUACACCACCCCGGCCGAGAGGGGGCGCUCCUCCCUGUACUGCAGUGACAUCGGGAAGCUGGUGGGCUGUGCUGUCAUCCACGUGAAUGGGGACAGCCCAGAGGAGGUGGUCCGUGCCACCCGCCUGGCUUUUGAGUACCAGCGCCAGUUCCGGAAGGACGUGAUCGUGGACCUGCUGUGCUACCGGCAGUGGGGCCACAAUGAGCUGGACGAGCCCUUCUUCACCAACCCGGUCAUGUACAAGAUCAUCAGGGCCCGGAAGAGCAUCCCGGACACGUACGCAGAGCACCUCGUUGGCAAAGGGCUCAUGACGCCGGAGGAGGUGACGGAGAUCAAGACCUCGUACUACGCCAAGUUGAACGGCCACCUGACCAACCUGGAGCAGUACCGCCCGCCCGCCACACACCUGCAGGCCCACUGGCGGGGCCUGGUGCAGCCGCCGGCCUGCAUCACCACCUGGGACACGGGCGUGCCCCUCGACCUCCUGCGCUUCGUGGGCGCCAAGUCUGUGCAGGUGCCCGAGGAGCUGCAGAUGCACAGCCACCUGCUGAAGAUGUAUGUCCAGUCCCGGCUGGAGAGAGUGGUGGACGGGACGAGGCUGGACUGGGCCACCGCCGAGGCACUGGCCCUCGGCUCUCUGCUCGCCCAAGGCUUCAACGUCCGCCUGAGUGGCCAGGACGUGGGCCGCGGGACGUUCAGCCACAGGCACGCCAUGGUGGUCUGCCAGGAGACGGACGAGAUCUACAUCCCUUUGAACCACAUGGACCCCAGUCAGAAGGGCUUCCUCGAGGUCAGCAACAGCCCACUGUCCGAGGAGGCGGUGCUGGGGUUCGAGUACGGGAUGAGCAUCGAAAGCCCCAACCUGUUGCCCCUCUGGGAGGCCCAGUUCGGCGACUUCUUCAACGGGGCCCAGAUCAUCUUUGACACGUUCAUCUCUGGAGGCGAGGCCAAGUGGCUCCUGCAGAGCGGCAUCGUCAUCCUGCUCCCCCACGGCUACGACGGGGCGGGCCCCGACCACUCGUCCUGCCGCCUGGAGCGCUUCCUGCAGAUGUGUGACAGCACCGAAGAGGGCGUGGACGGGGACACAGUGAACAUGUUCGUGGCCAACCCCACCACCCCGGCCCAGUACUUCCACCUGCUCAGGAGACAGAUGGUCCGCAACUUCAGGAAGCCCCUCAUCGUGGCUGCCCCCAAGAUGCUGCUGAGGUUCCCCGCGGCUGUGUCGACGCUUCAAGAAAUGGGCCCGGGAACGACGUUCAGCCCCGUCCUCGGGGACUCUUCUGUGGACCCCAGCAAGGUGAAGAGCCUGGUGUUCUGCUGCGGCAAGCACUUCUACGCCCUGCUGAAGCAGAGGGACGCCCUGGAGGCCAGGAAGCAGGAGGUGGCCGUCAUCCGCGUGGAGGAGCUCUGCCCCUUCCCGCUGGACGCGCUGCAGCAGGAGAUGCGCAAGUACCCCCAGGCCCGAGAUUUUGUCUGGAGUCAGGAGGAACCUCAGAACAUGGGUCCAUGGUUUUUCGUUUCCCCAAGGUUUGAAAAACAACUGGCCUGUAAGCUGCGCCUUGUGAGCCGGCCCUCUUUGCCCACCCCCGCCGUGGGCAUCGGGACCGUCCACCAGCUGCAGCACGAGGAAGUUCUCAAGAAGACGUUUGCUUGAGGCCCUGCGGGAACAGCCUCCUGGGGACCCCUGAGCUGCUGCCCUGCUCCUCCUCCGGUUCUUUCGACACUCUUGUGGGAUCGGCGAGGUCAGACGAACCCGACAUACAUAGCUCACGGGCGUGAGAAGCCAACGGGCCCACGGCCCCCACAGACAGCCAAGGAUGUGUGGAGAGCUGGGCCACGACCUGGAUUUUUAUGUGACCUCCCCCCCCCAAUCAAUUAAGUGUAUAUGGCCAGGAAAAGUUUUCUAGCUGGGAUUUGGGCCUGUUGAUUAACAGCAUCCCCUCUUGAUUUGUUUGAUGCAUUUCACUUUUGAUCGUUUUCCACUUUAUCCCAAAUCCUGUGAUUGUGGUUUCCGUCUGGUGCUACUUGCCUGCCUCUGUGACCUGUGUCCGGGACUCUGGUGGCAGACCGCCUCUGUCCGGAUUGGUGUCAGCUCUCGCCCAUUCCCCCUCGACACAGUCCCAGUGGCUGUGACUAAGAGGAGCACCUCUCACCCUGCGUCACAACUUGAGUUUCAGCUGCAGUGAACUUGAUUGGGGGCAGCUGCACCAGCAUCUCUUCCUGAAUCACUGUUGCGGUGCUAGCUAGAAUGUUCCGUGGACUCCGGGCGUCUGAUGUGGGGAUGCAGCCCCUGCUCACUCAGUCUCGCCUCUAAAAUUCCAUGUUUACAGAUGGUAUGGAAGGAACACUGUGACGACAGAACUUCCCCGAGUCAGGAGUUGGGGGAUUUUUUGAGACCACCAACCUACCUCCUCAACCUAAAAUUAAGCUCAUGGAACAUCAGUGAGCAGCUCCACACUGUGCCUUCCCUUGGUGCUCCUACUGACUCAGUGGUUCCCAGAAAUGAGGGGCAAGGUGGGCCCGAAAACACCCGCUCUGCCCCUCAGAAUCCAUGUCUUGGCCCAGAGUCUAGGCGAUUCUGGGCAUCAGCAGAUUCAUGACCCAGCGCUCUCUCUCUCUCUCUCUCUCUCUCUCAAUUUUAUUGAAUCACCGUGAGAUAGUUACAAGCUUUCGUGUUUGGGUUACAAUCUCACAGUGAUCAAACACCCAUCCCUCCGCCAGUGCACAUUCCCUGCCACCAUGCGCAUCGGCCACCUCUGUCAUCCUCACAUCCUUUACUCUUGCCUUGUGCGUCCCUCCUCUGUCGCUUUAUAAAUCAGAGAACUGACGACGUGCCACUUGGGUAACUGUGAUCACACAUGUUGAGAAUGGUUAUCAAUGUUGUCUACUGAACUAGAAAUAAAAGCAGUGUCCAUUUUUUGCA
Messenger RNA from Sorex araneus (European shrew), 4128 nucleotides. It is a transcript of the gene DHTKD1, whose product is annotated as dehydrogenase E1 and transketolase domain containing 1. Bases 94 to 2859 code for a protein of 921 amino acids. The record is from RefSeq and is a predicted model, not a curated record. The transcript is spliced from 17 exons. Lineage: Eukaryota; Metazoa; Chordata; Mammalia; Eulipotyphla; Soricidae. Gene Ontology annotation, biological process: tricarboxylic acid cycle. Gene Ontology annotation, molecular function: thiamine pyrophosphate binding; oxoglutarate dehydrogenase (succinyl-transferring) activity.